Rotaria sp. Silwood2 is the source of this 231-nucleotide messenger RNA. NCBI's taxonomy places the organism in Eukaryota, Metazoa, Rotifera, Eurotatoria, Philodinida, Philodinidae. The record is from the annotation of a GenBank genome assembly.
AUGAGUUUAAACGGUAGUGAUCCACGUACAUAUAAAAAGAUUCAGGAUGAUAGCAAUACUGUUGAUCAUCAAGAUGGAGUAUCAACAUCAAAUAAUCAAAAUAUGAAUGACACAAAUAAUUGUACGAAUCAAACAGAUGCAUCAAUAUCAUACAGUCAUUCAUCAUCGCAAGUAACAAGUAACACUGAUCCAUCUAAUCAAUCAUCAAGUGAUCAUGGUAAAACAUGCUGA